Glossina fuscipes is the source of this 4205-nucleotide messenger RNA. Its product is annotated as PHD finger protein 12. The record is from RefSeq and is a predicted model, not a curated record. Gene Ontology annotation, biological process: negative regulation of transcription by RNA polymerase II. Lineage: Eukaryota; Metazoa; Arthropoda; Insecta; Diptera; Glossinidae. Bases 236 to 2923 code for a protein of 895 amino acids. Gene Ontology annotation, cellular component: Sin3-type complex; nucleus. Gene Ontology annotation, molecular function: protein binding; transcription corepressor activity. The transcript has 7 exons.
AAAUGUGAAACUGUUUAGUUAUGUUGCGAAUACAUACAAAACGUACAGUGAUUAUUAAAGAGACAGAUACAGUGUGACCAUAGUUGCCACCGCUGGAUUAAGAACACUACUUCAAGAAAUUAAUUUGUAGCAAUGAUGGUUUUAAAAGUAUCAGUGGGAAAGAAGUAGAUUCUCAUAGUCCUAUUUAAUUUUUAUUGGGAAUAUCGACUGGACAGCUCGAAAUAUUUAAAAACCAAUGUCGAAGAUAGAAAGCGAUCCGAACGCUUCAUUAAGCAUAAUGGAGCAAAUUCAAAACCUUAUCAAACCUCCACCAAAUGAAGAGGAAAAACUAUUAUUGCGUCCAACAGUUAUAAAACAUCCGUAUUAUAAACGUCCUGGCAGAGGUCACAAUCAUGAUUUGUGCGAUGCAUGCGAGGAGGGUGGAGAUUUGUUGUGCUGUGAUCGUUGUCCCUCCAGCUUUCAUUUGCAAUGCCACGAUCCUCCACUUACGGAAGAAGACAUACCCAGCGGCCAAUGGUUAUGCCAUAAUUGUCGAAUGACGCUAAAAACUGCUCCAUCGUCUUCCAAAUCGAGCUCAGUUGAGCGAACUUCUGCAACUGUGUCAGCCGCCGUGAAUUCGCGUCCGAAUACUCCUUCUGCGGGAGGUGAUCUGGAAUCUUUACCAUUAAAAAUUAGGCAUUUGCGGAAACGUAGCAAUAGUCGCACUUCAUUUUGCAGCGAUUUAAGUAGCACAGAGAAAUAUUUAUCGAAGCUUCCAAUGGGCAUCCAGAAAGCAUUGGACCCUAACAAGAAACCAACACCGUUGGAUGAGCUUAUAAAAGCCGCUAGUAUAUUAAAUCCUCGUCAAUUUGAAUUGCCUCGUGAACUUGAAAUUCAUACACAGUUUCCUGGAAAUGAUAAAGUUGAGCCCGUACGUAGUAAUGGCAACGGUCACAAAAAGCCAAGUUUCCGCCGUAAUUCGAAGCCAUAUGAAUUAGAUUCGCAGGGCUUAGUACCUUUACCAGCAAAAAUUUGCUUUUAUUGCCAUCGGUCUUGUAAAAAGGCUCCAUUGGUAGCAUGUGAUUAUUGUCCACUGUUUUAUCAUCAAGAUUGUUUGGAUCCGCCUAUGACAGCUUUACCUACUGGCUUAUGGAUGUGUCCGAAUCAUGUAGAAAAUUUUAUUGAUAACAAUCUGUUAACAAGUAUUUCGGCUACCGAACGCGUACGUUUAUGGGAUAGAUUUUCGCAACCGUUUGAUCAUGAAGCCGUUAAAAUGGCAUUUUUCCGCCGAGUGCACAUGCAGAAUCCACCAUUUCGCAUUAAAGUGCCGAUUAAAUCGCGUGAGACUAUUGAAAUUCCUCCAACAGUGAAAUAUCACUAUGAAAAUCCUCCGCCUUUAUUACCCUCUCUUAGAGAUACUCUACGCUACGAUAUUGUAAAAAAACGCAAAUGUUUACCCAUUGCCCCGGAAAUUAUAUCCAAGGAAAGUGUAGCGGAGUCAUUAGUUAGAGAUUUAGAAGCCUUAAAAACUGCAAAAGCGAAACUCAGGGAGAUUCAAAGGGAAUUAGGGCAUAAAAUUGAAGGUUUAAGUAGCAGUUCUGAAAACGAGCAAGACGAGGGAGGAAAAUCUAGAGAAGCGAUAACAGACUGCUCCAAAAGCGACAUCGCCAAUGACAAUGACAAACCGCAGGAAGGUAAAGAAAAAAACACACAAAAGAGUUCAGUGAAAACAAGACGUGCUAAACAAAAUUCCAGUAAAAACAAUGAUGAAAAUAAAAGUUCGGAAGGGUUGGUAAUAGUAAAUGGAAAAGAAGAAGCAUCAUUACAAACGCCUCAAGAACAAAAGAAAAUUGAGGGCGAAGUUUUUAUAGAUUCUGAUGACGAAGUAAAACAUGAUCCCCAGAUCGAUGCUGAACUGAAGUGUUUGGAUGUAGACUUAAUUAAAAAGUUGGCUUUUCAACGCCUUCAGCAAUUGGUGCAAGAUCACCCUGAAAUUGUGAUGCAAUAUCAAAAUCGUACAGCUGCUAGACGUAUUCGAGAACUAAUUGAACAGCAGCAACAACAACAAUUGUUACCAUCUGAGAUUCUUUCACCAACCGAUAUAAGGCGACUUUCCAUUAUGUUUACUGGAGAAACAUCUUCCAUUUUAGCUCAACCUAAUUCUGCGUCAGAAAACGACGUGCCCCAAUUACAUCCAGCGUUAGCUACGGCCGCCGCAAUAGUAGCUGCCGACGAAGACGAAAAAAAGUACGUGCCACGUGAACGCACACAGCAAGAGAAAGCUCACGAAGUAGCCUAUCGACUUGAGCUAAAGCUAAUUCGAUGUAAAAUACGUGCACGUGCAGUACUUACACCUCUUGGCGAUAUCCUUGAAGAUAACCGUUGGUUUAGUAAUAUAGAAUUGACAUCGUCUUAUUUUAUGCGUUAUCGCUCAAUACAUAUUGGUUACGGUAGUGGCAACGGCUGUGUUGAUGUUAAUCUAUCCCUGAUAGGUUAUUGUAGUCGAGUAUCGCCGAAACAUGCCACCAUAUUCUAUGAUGAUUUUAGCAAAACUUAUGAGUUGAUAAAUUACUCUGAGUUUGGCACUGAAGUAAAUGGUCAAUUGUAUUCUUGUGAUUUCACGGAGCCUGGGCCCACGCCCGCUAAAAAACUUCGAAACGAAGAUGUAGAACUGCAAAGGAAAGUUCAGGCUAUCCUGGAUAGAAGACGAGGUCUGCAACGCCAACACUAUGUUAUAGAUAGGAAUGCUAGAAUGGCUCCGCCAUCUAAGCCAGAGUGCAAAUGCUCCCACUUAGCGAAUCCGCCAAUGAUUGCGGGUGCUUGGGAAGGUGCUGCAAUACUACAACACGGUACUCUUUUGCGUUUUGGUUGCUUGGCAUUUGUAUUUUCGAUACCUAGAAUCGAUAUGUUCAACGUACAACCACAUGGAUUAGAAUUUAUAUAAAACUUGUUUUUAUUUCUGUCUUCAUCCUUUAAAGCUUCUUCAUGUAUUUAAUGGACUUUGCGGAUAAUUUUAUUUUCAGUCUUUGUUUUAUCCUUUUUUUUAAUAAACUUUGUGACGUAGGCAAAUGGGUUAUAGACUAUUAAGAAUGUUCUAAAAUAAUAGUAAAGCAUUCAUAGUGACUCAUCCCCAUGUAUAUAUGAGCAAUGGGUGCAUCAUAAAACUUAAUGUCCAUCAUGUUCAAUUUAAUUGUAACUGAAAAACAUCCUUCUACAUGCCAUCACAAAAAAGAAAACUUAAAAAAAGGUUUACUAAAUGCAAUUUCAAUAAAGCAAAGAAGAAAAACAUUUUAUAUUAAUUUUCGGAUUUCAGGGCACUUACCUAAACAAAUAAGUAAAACAUAACAACAAUCUUUGAUACACAUCAUCAUUUCAAGCAAACGUAUGAAAAUUUCUGAAUCCUUAAUUUGUUCUCGUCGAAAAAUUCAAAACAAAGACAUUUCUUACAAAAUUCGCACUCAUAGGAGGAUCCCCAAAAGGUUAAUUGCACAAAAACAAAACAAAAAACAAACUGAUGCCAAAGGUUUCUAGUGCUACACAUAUCUUAAAGAAACGACAAUUAAGCAAAUGCACGAGAUCAAAGAUCAUAAUAAGAUUAUAUGGGAAUUGUGAAGGAGCCUCAUUUUUGAAAACUCUCACAAUAUAUAUAAAGCAAUUUCGUGUUCAGCUGAAGACAAUAGACAAUUUAAAGUGUACACUUAGGCAACCUGCAAACUGCGCAUAUUUGUUAAGUUUCUAUAAAUAUUCGGGAUCGAGAUCUAGAUGAUUAAAAAUUGCUUCGCAAGCAUUUUGACAAAGAAAGCACAUAUUUUUCGCCUUCAUUAAGCUAGAAUCAUAUUAAAAACAUACUUGCUAGUUUUGGAAAUACCAAUAGGUAAAUAGGCGUUGUUUUGGUAAAUAUCAGUUUUGCGAUCUGUUAUAAGCGAUAAGUUAAUAAAGUAAAUUCAAAUAUUUUUAUCUUCAUUUGAAGAUGUCCAACUCUCUAUCAAAAUGGAUUGCGCCCGUUUCCGAGCUAUAAUUAUUGCUCAACGAAACAUGAAAAGUUCAGCAGCCAUAGCAAAGCACAUUCAAAAUUUCCUAUCUGAAACUCUUCAGCCUUGAUAUGUUCACAUGAAACAGUUACCCAUUCAAUUUAAUUUUGAGUGUAGUCUAAUAUUGAAAAACCCAUUAAUUUUACUUUAUAACUAAAUGCAGCCAUGGGAGUAUCACAAUGAUGUGCAAUUACA